Molecule: messenger RNA, 576 nt
Organism: Raphanus sativus (radish)
Lineage: Eukaryota; Viridiplantae; Streptophyta; Magnoliopsida; Brassicales; Brassicaceae
Exons: 1
Coding region: 1-576 (191 amino acids)
Source: RefSeq, a predicted model, not a curated record
AUGGGAGACAAGAAGGAAGAAGAUACGUCUGAGACAAAGAUGAAGGAGACCGGACCAUCCUCCAUUAAGUGCCCGAUGUUAACAGCUGCAAAUUAUACAGUGUGGUCAAUGCGUAUGAAGAUAGCCCUAAAGGUCAAUAAGGUGUGGGAGACAGUAGAGGAAGGAAUAAAAGACGAAGAUAAGAAUAAUAUGGCAAUGGCUCUGUUGUUUCAAUCCAUUCCGGAAGCAUUGAUCUUACAUAUAGGAGAGCUUGAUAAUUCAAAGGCUGUAUGGGAUGCUAUAAAGGCGAGACACGUGGGUGCUGAUCUAGUACAAGAAUCUAGAUUGCAGACCCUAAUGGCGGAAUUUGACAGAAUCAAGAUGAAGGAGACAGAUACUAUUGAUGUCUUUGUGGGAAAGCUUUCAGAGAUUACAUCUAAAUCAGCAGCACUUGGAGAAACCAUUGACGAGCCAAAACUCGUAAAGAAGUUUCUGAAAAGCUUACCACGAAAGAGGUACAUCCAUAUCAUUGCAGCACUUGAACAGGUUAUCGAUCUCAAUACAACUAGUUUUGAGGAUAUAGUAGGAAGGCUCUAA